This is a messenger RNA of Otolemur garnettii (small-eared galago), 2637 nucleotides long. It is a transcript of the gene CUNH2orf69, whose product is annotated as chromosome unknown C2orf69 homolog. The record is from RefSeq and is a predicted model, not a curated record. The transcript has 2 exons. Gene Ontology annotation, cellular component: mitochondrion. Lineage: Eukaryota; Metazoa; Chordata; Mammalia; Primates; Galagidae. Bases 101 to 1258 code for a protein of 385 amino acids.
GCUCCCGCCCGGACGGCUCCCGUUAACCGUUGGGCGGCCUACUGAAGUCCCUCCCUCAGGACUUUCCCCUGCGGUCGAACCGCUCUUGCGGCGGCGACCCAUGUGGGGGUUCAGGCUCCUGCGGUCGCCGCCGCUGCUGCUUCUGCUGCCGCAGCUCGGAAUCGGAGACGCCUCGACUUGCUCUCAGACCAGAACCAUGAACCCGGGCGGCAGCGGCGGUGCGCGAUGCUCCCCCUCGGCUGAGGGACGCCGCCAGCAGUUUGUGCAGCUGUCGGCUGUGCCGGGAGCAGAUCCGCUGCGCAGCAACGAGUUGCUCCUAUUGGCAGUGGCGGGGGAGGGACUGGAACGGCGGGAUCUCCCUGCGGAUCGGGCGAAGGAGGAGCUGAAACCGCCGCCCCAGCAUCACGUCCUCUAUUUCCCUGGGGAUGUGCAGAAUUACCAUGAAAUUAUGACUCGUCAUCCUGAGAAUUAUCAGUGGGAAAACUGGAGUCUAGAAAAUGUUGCCACCAUUUUAGCCCACCGGUUCCCCAGUAGCUAUAUUUGGGUGAUAAAGUGUUCUCGAAUGCAUUUGCACAAAUUCAGCUGCUAUGACAAUUUUGUGAAAAGCAACAUGUUUGGUGCUCCAGAACACACUACUGACUUUGGAGCUUUUAAGCACCUUUAUAUGUUAUUAGUUAAUGCUUUUAAUUUAAGUCAGAAUAGUUUAUCCAAGAAAAUGACAAGUAUUUGGAAUAAAGACGCCACAGCAGCUAAUUGUAGGUCCAAUUCCUCUCAUACUACAAAUGGUUGCCAGGAAGAAAAGGAGAGGACCUGUGAAAAAUUUGAUGAGUCUGCCAUGAGUUUUUAUCCACCAUCACUAAAUGAUGCAUCUUUUACUUUGAUUGGAUUCAGUAAAGGUUGUGUUGUUUUGAAUCAGUUGCUUUUUGAAUUGAAAGAAGCCAAGAAAGACAAGAACAUAGAUGCUUUUAUCAAAAACAUAAGAACAAUGUACUGGCUAGAUGGUGGUCAUUCUGGAGGAAGCAAUACUUGGGUUACUCAUCCAGAAGUCUUGAAAGAAUUUGCCCAAACAGGGAUUAUUGUUCACACCCAUGUAACACCCUACCAAGUACGUGAUCCAAUGAGAUCUUGGAUUGGAAAGGAGCACAAGAAAUUUGUUCAGAUACUUGGGGAUUUUGGUAUGCAGGUGACUAGCCAAAUUCAUUUUACAAAGGAAUCUCCUUCUAUAGAAAAUCACUUCAGAGUUCACGAAGUAUUUUGAGAUUGCAAGAAUAUUAAUGUACUUGUUCAGUAGAAGAACAUAAGUACUUUGCGUGCUAUACAUUCAAGUAAUGAGAUGUAAUUCAUAGAUGCAUUGUCAGUUUGGGGGAUAUGGGUGAGGCAUACAUUCCUAAAAUAUGAGUGUAAUGUGCAGUGGUAUUCUUGGGAAUGUGAACAGUUUUUAAUUUGGAUUUGGUUAGAAUUAAUUAGAAAUCUAACAAGAUGGUUUGUGAUAAUCUAAUGAGAUAUAAAACCAUUAAAAGUGAAAGUUAUACAAUUCUUAUAAAAGGUAACUAAAAUUGUUUUUGUUGGAAGUUAAUUUUCUGAGUAAUGUUUUAAACUAAUUUUAAUGACCUUUUAACCAUGGUUAGCUAUUGGGCACUCAAAACUUGAAUGGAAACACUUCAUUUUUUUUCAAAGUAAAGACACAGUGUUUUUCAUCUUUUUGCAGUAACUGUACUCUGCCUCUUAGUUUCUAAACUUAUUUUUUCAAGUACUUUUUUCUUGAGAGUCAAAAUAUAUUUGUUUACAAAUAUUCAAGAAUGUCCAGUAGUGUAAAGCUGGUUUUUAAAAAUAUAGCUGGUGUGGUAGCAUAUGCUUGCAAUCCCUGCAAACUUGGGAGCAAGAGGAUUGCUUGAGCUAAGGAGUUGAGACUAUAGUGUGCAAGGAUUGUGCCUGUGAAUAGCCACUACCCUACAGCCUGGGCAGCACAGUGAGACCCCAUCUCUUAGAUAAAUUACAUUUAAGCACUGUGGCAUAAUUUUUAAUUGACAGUUUUAAUUGAUUAUUUUGGGUAAGACAUUUUGGGGUUUCUUAAAUCUUGGCCAAAAACCAGUUGUUUUGGAAAGUUGGCUUAAAUUGAGUGUAAUUAUGCACAUUGGAUCAAAAUGUACUACAGAGCAAAUUUCAAGUUUUUCAUUAUAUCAGUCUUUUUAAAGAGAUCAGCUUAGAUAAAUAAAUAUAUAAUGCUGUAUUGGUUAGUGCUCUAUUGAAAAGGAAACAGAUUCAUAGUUCUAAGGCAAUGUUUCUCCAGAAGCAUGAUUUCGUCUGCCAGAAGAAAACAGCUCUCUUUGGCCAAAAUGCAAAAUCAUAUUGCUAAAAGAAAAGUUACAAGGGAAAGUUUGAAGACCCAAAUGAUUUAAUUUUGGCUCACAAACUGAAUUUGCUUAACACUGCUACAUAAUUUGGGUGAAGUUUCCUUCUGCCCAUUUUUCCUGACCUACAUAAAUACAUUUUGAGAAACCAAUAUCUAAUGAAUGUCAACCAACAUGAAACAUAGUUGUGUGUUUACAGUAAAAGAUGAGCAGUCACUUUAUUAAUACUUAGCUUUGGCAGGUCAUGACAUAGCUAAGCAGGGGAGUAACAUGCUGCUUUAGGACU